CUGGCCAACUACUGCUUUGACCUGCGCUUCCAGAGGCCGAAGGUGGAGCAGAUCAAGGGCGCUAUGAUGUCCCUCGCUUUCAAGGAGGGAAUCAAGAUCCCGCCCCCAGCUCUGAAUGAAAUCAUCUUGGCCUCCAAUCAGGAUGUCCGACAGGUGAUCCACAACCUGAGCAUGUGGUCAGCCAGAGACAAGGUGAUGACGUACGACCAGUGCAAGUCGGACGCAGCGAGAGCCCGCAAGGACAUGAAGAUGGGGCCGUUUGACGUCUGUCGGAAGGUGUUUGCCGCGGGGGAGGAGACUGCCCACAUGAGCCUCAUCGACAAGUCGGAUCUCUUCUUUCACGACUACUCGCUCGCUCCGCUCUUCGUCCAAGAGAACUACCUGCACGUUCGGCCCAAAGCUGCCGGUGGCGAUCUGAAGUCUCACCUGGUGUUGCUCAGUAAGACGGCUGACUCCAUCUCAGACGGAGACCUGGUGGACAGACGGAUCCGCUCUGCGCAGAACUGGUCCCUGUUGCCCACCCAGGCCGUCUAUGCCAGCGUGCUACCAGGUGAGCUCAUGAGAGGCUACAUGAGUCAGUUCCCCACCUUCCCCAGCUGGCUCGGCAAGUACUCGUCCACCAGUAAACAUUCCCGCAUCGUCCAGGAGCUGUCCUCGCACAUGGGUCUCAAGACGCUGAGCAGCAGACAGGCGGUGAAUCUGGACUACCUGCACUACCUGCGGCAGGCGCUGCUGAGCCCACUUCAGAAGAAAGGAGCAGAUGGCGCCAGUGAGGCCGUGCAGCUGCUGGACGACUACCAGCUCAUCAGAGAGGACGUGGACAGCAUCAUGGAGAUCAGCGUGUGGGGCGGACAAGCUGAUCCCUACUCCAAACUGGACCCCAAGGUGAAAGCAGCAUUCACACGAGCCUACAACAAAGAGGUCCACCUCACACCGUACUCCCUGCAAGUAGUGAAGAAAGGUCGUGGUGGUGGUGGCGGCGGCGGCGGGGGGAGAGUCAGAGUUUGGAGGAGACAACGGGGACAACGAGGUGCAGGAGUCUGAGGACGAGGGGGAGGGCGUCAAACUGGACGCCAUGAUCAAACAGAAGAAGGCUAAAGCUACCAAGGUGACAAAGAAGGAGACGAAAAAUGAUGAUUCUGGGAAGGGCAAAGGCAAGGGGAAAGGCAAGGCAAAGAAAUAACAAGACGACCAGAGGAGGAAAGCUAACUGUCCCUGUCUGCCUUCUUCUACCCUCACAGACUGUCUUUUUUUUUUUUUUUUUCUUUCUCUGUGCUUACAACGAUCCUUUAGCGAGCGUCACAGAUGAGUGAGUCUGGUCUAAAAUACUGCAGGUAACUGAUCCAAGCACUUAAACCUCCACAAACUGCUGAGAAACGUCUUUUGAAACCUCCGGUCAUGUUUCCAUCGGAGCGUCUCUAGACUGAACAAAUGAUUCAUACUAUCUGCUUUGUGACCUCCACUAUCAUGUCCACACACUCCUGCAGUAACACCAGUCUCCACAGGAAUGACCUGCGUUUGUUCCAUCAUCAGAUUGUAAAUAAUGGGACUGAUGUCAAAGACUGUUACCUUUUUGCUACAACGACUACACAGAAAUGCUUUAGAUCUCUAUCGGUUAGCACUGAUGUUCCUGUAUAUUGCAAUUUUGUAUAAAUGGUCAUGAGGAGUAAACGAACGUGUUUGGCUCAUGAGUUUCUUUGAUUUUUGAGCCUCUGUGACCUUCAUAAAUGAGACCCCUGAUCUUAACCAGCACACUCACACUCACCACACUGGAGAUGCCUCAAAGUGUUCAAAUACAAAACUCUCUGACCCCCUCAGAAAAGUCCUGCACAUCCUUCAGUGGAAGUGAGUGCCCCCCC
Molecule: messenger RNA, 1859 nt
Organism: Labrus bergylta (ballan wrasse)
Lineage: Eukaryota; Metazoa; Chordata; Actinopteri; Labriformes; Labridae
Source: RefSeq, a predicted model, not a curated record